Anguilla anguilla (European eel) is the source of this 2361-nucleotide messenger RNA. Its product is annotated as dehydrogenase/reductase SDR family member 13-like. The coding region runs from base 624 to 1580 and encodes 318 amino acids. The transcript is spliced from 5 exons. The record is from RefSeq and is a predicted model, not a curated record. Lineage: Eukaryota; Metazoa; Chordata; Actinopteri; Anguilliformes; Anguillidae.
GCUCCCCGCCUAUAGGAAUUUGGAUUUCUGCGGAAAAUAAGGUCUGAUUAACAUAAGCACAAGAUAGUUUCAUUCUACGAGAGAAAGCACACCCAUUAAUAUCUCAACUGUCAAUUUCGAGGCUCUUAUGUGCUUUAAAAAACUAAGUUGCUCACAAGUUCUUAUAUCAAAACUACGACAAGGGUCGCAUUUUGCUAUUCACUGCUCAUGUUUUCAACUUUCCAUACUAGCCCGUCUGCACGCGACAACCGUUGUAGUUUCAAUAUAGCAACGCACUUUUUUUAAAGCACAUAGUCUAAUGGAUAUGAAAAAUAACGGUUUGAGAUAUUAAUGGGCGUAUAGCUUAAUUUUUCUCGUAGAACAAAGCGAGAAAACGGAAUCCGUAAGAGAAAAAAAGCACUGGAAAUUUGCCAAGGGAUGCCAUGGAUCAUGACGAAAGAAUGUACUCGCUUUUUGCAACUCGUAUAAUCGUUUACGAGUGGCGUUAAGCAAGGCAACUAAACAAGUACGCCAUAGUUUCCACAACGUUCAAAGGCGAAUAAUAAUGAUCAAUAAUACAGUAUAAAUCCUAAAUAAAGUAUAAAAAAAACUUAAAGGUACUCAUAUUCAAAGUUGUAGUUACCAUGUAUACCGCACUAUUUAUUACAGGGAUAGUUGCAGGGAUUUAUAUAAUCGUGUACAAUGUUUUAAUUAAAAGACAGAGGUGUAAAAGCUCUACUACAUUGCACGGGAAGACUGCGAUCGUAACAGGGGCCAACACAGGCAUUGGAAAGGCCACAGCCCUGGAAUUGGCCAAAAGAGGGGCGAGGGUCAUCCUGGCCUGUCGAAGUCAGGAAAGAGCAGAGGCUGCCAUCCGUGACAUUAAGAGGGAAAGCGGGAAUGCAGAAGUGGUGUACAUGCAGCUGGACCUGGCGAGCCUGCAGUCGGUGCGCUCCUUUGCUGAGACCUUCCUAAAGACAGAACCAAGACUGGACCUUCUCAUCAACAAUGCAGGACUCUUGGUGGAAGGAAAGACAGAGGAUGGCUUUGGCAUGAUCUUUGGUGUCAAUCACCUCGGUCACUUCCUGUUAACUCUUCUGCUGCUGGAGCGUCUGAAGGAGUGUGGCUCAAGCCGAGUGAUAAAUGUGUCCUCCAAAGGUUACACUUUUGGAACCGUUGAUUUCAACUACCUGAGCACUCACAAAGAGCUUGGUGUGGGGGGCAGCGGCUAUCGGCUUUUUAAAUUGUACUGCCACAGCAAGCUGUGCAAUGUGCUCUUUACUCAUGAGCUGGCGAAGAGACUGCAAGGAACCAGUGUCACCUGCUACAGUCUACAUCCAGGACCAGUCAAAACGGAAAUAGCUCGUCACACCAGUAUAUGUUGGAAGAUCUUCCUCAUUCCUACAAGCUGGCUGUUCACUGUGGACCCAGAUUCUGGUGCCCAGACCACCCUGCACUGUGCCCUCCAGGAGGGCAUUGAGCCGCUAAGUGGCCGUUACUUCUCCGACUGUGUCGAGGAGGAAGUUCUCCCCAAGGCCAAAGACGACGCAGUGGCCAGGAAGCUGUGGGAAGUGAGCGAGAGACUGAGCGGGCUGUCCUGAGAGAACAUCAGCACCUGGCCUCCCGCAGUCCUGAUGGCGACAAAUAGGAAACGUUGUUUUGUACACAUGAGCGCUUCGUGGGAUUUUGGCAAUAUCAUUUUAUAUGAAGACCCUAGGCCAGGGGUCUGCAACCCUGGUCUCAGAGAGAGUAAUUUUUUACUGCUACUCAGCACUUAAUUAAUCAAUCAAGGGAACUGAUUACACUGUUAGCUUUUCUGGUGUGCAUGUUCUCCCCGUGUCCGCGUGAGUUUUCUCCGGGUACUCCGGUUUCCUCCCACAGUCCAAAGACAUGCAGGUUAGGUUAACUGGGGAGUCUAAAUUGCCCCUAGGUGUACUCCUGCCGUUGCCCUUGACCAAGUCACUGUCCUCGGAACUGGAGUUGGUCCCCGGGUGCCGCACUGUGGCUGGCUGCCCACUGCUCCUAAGUAAUUAGUAUGGGUCAAACGCAGAGGACGCAUUUCGUUGUCUUAGAAGGCAAUGACCUGAAUUGAAUCUAAUCUGGUUUUCGGGGUCUGAAUUUUUUUCUGAUGCCUGGACAAGGUUACAUACCUUUGCCUAAGCAGAAUAUGUAUUAAAAAAUUAAUUUGUAAAAAAAAGAUUCUCAGCAUGAGAAAUAUGCCAUUGUGCGAAACAUGUUCAACACAGAAGUCCUCUUACAAUUAAAAUGUACUGCAGUAUAUUCUCUGUGCUUGAUGGUGUUCUCAAUGGUCUCCAGGUCUUUCUUUUGUGAUCCUUUUAUGACCUGGCCUGCCAAGGGAGCAAGUAAUAUAACUUUCAUAUG